Molecule: messenger RNA, 4222 nt
Organism: Chrysemys picta bellii (western painted turtle)
Lineage: Eukaryota; Metazoa; Chordata; Testudines; Emydidae
Gene: RASGEF1B
Product: RasGEF domain family member 1B
Biological process (GO): positive regulation of GTPase activity; Ras protein signal transduction
Cellular component (GO): plasma membrane
Molecular function (GO): guanyl-nucleotide exchange factor activity
Source: RefSeq, a predicted model, not a curated record
UUUUGGUGUGAAUGGCAGCACUUACACAGUUAUUUGGAAUACUUGUGUAAUGUGACUUGAUGGUCUUUCUCUCCUGUCUGGCUAGAAGUAUACAACAUAAUGCCUUGCUCUGGGACAGUCACAGCAGCUGCUUCCUCUGUCAGUAGUUAAUUGGCUUCUGAGUUAGAGCUGAAGAAACUGUCACCACAAUAGCUUGAAACCACACACAACUCUCCUGCCUCUGGAUUUUGUUAUAAACUUUAACUUGAGACACCUUUCAGCAAAACUAGGGGAUUUAAGACCCAUGCAAAGCCGUACAUUUUGUCUAAGCUUCUCUUUGAGUUCUUGGGUUUAUCCAAUUCAAAGAAUCAGAGUAAAACUUUGGGUGGGACUGUACACAAAGUGAAAACACAGAAUAUGUUUACAUAGUAUCUGCACCUCAAAUGGCCACAUUUCAUCCAGCUCCUCUCAUCAACUUUCCUUAUUCCUGGGACCAGGCUAGCUUGGCAAACAGUUUCAGAGACAGUCUUUCAGAAUGCUUUAUCCUGCCAAAGAUGGCUGUGAUACGGCCUGCGUAUCACCUGCUGUGCAUCCAUAAUAAAGGAAUCUUGUUUGCAAGAGUUCUGCACCUUGCCGCCUUCUGCUGUGGCACGUGCAUUAUUUUAUUCUUUUUCCUCUUCCUUCCCAAUUCACUGUGCUGGAAAGAAUCAGAUCCCUGGUUGAACAGCUGCAUGGAGUGACUAAUGUGACUUUUCAGACCCGGAGCCUCCUCCCCCACUCCAUUUUGAUGCUAAUAUCUUUUGGCAUCUCGAAAAAGCAGGAUUAGUGCAGGUCAUGUAGGCCAGGAGCCUCCGUUCACUAUCCCUCUCUGCUAAGCAACAGAAUUUGGCUUUCUCUUAUUGUUUACUUACUGAAUCUUAGUCUUCUGUUGCUUUGAAUGCCUCCAUUGUCUGGACAUGCUGCCAGAAGCAGAGUGUCUUUGGCUCUGUGUGCAGUGCAUUAUGUCCCCAGGAAUCUAGCUAAUAACUUAAUAGCUUCUAGUCUCUACUGAGCUCACUCUGAAAAAGUGCUUUGUUAUGAGUUGCAGAGCACACAGAUGGAGAGAAGCUACUUAUCUCCAGGCUGUCACAUUACUACUUGUUCUCGAAAUCAGGUGCCUUCACAGACUGAAGAGUGUGGCUUGAAAGAGAGUUUCUUUCCAUAUAGGAUUUGACACAAUGGAGAGAAAAGCAACAGCAUCUGCACUUACAAUGACGGCUCAGGGGCAUGAAAGCUUUUCAUAGACUCACGCACACGUGCUCUGCCAACCCACAUGCACAGCAGCCGGUGCAAAUUAGCUGUAGGACUUGGUCUCCCUUACCUCGUAAUUGCUGAAAGGAAUAGAAGCUGUGUGAUACCUUACUGCAUUGCCGCUCUGUUUAUUUGGUCUCAGAAUGUGACGUGCUUGCUAGAACUUACUGCGUGUUAACUACUAUCCAGGAAAGUAUGCCACAAACACCUCCCUUUGCAGCUAUGUUUGACAGCAGUGGUUACAACAGAAACCUGUAUCAGUCAAAAGAGGACAACUGUGGAGGACUCUAUUACCAUGACAACAAUCUCCUGUCAGGGUCUCUGGAAGCCCUCAUCCAGCACUUAGUACCCAAUGUAGAUUACUAUCCUGAUAGAACGUACAUAUUCACCUUCCUGCUCAGUUCACGGCUGUUCAUGCACCCGUAUGAGCUAAUGGCCAAGGUUUGCCAUUUGUGCACGGAGCAUCAGAGACUAAGCGAGCCUGGGACUGACAAGAGCCGGAUACGAAAAAUUGCACCCAAAAUCCUUCAGCUAUUGACUGAGUGGACAGAGACGUUUCCGUAUGAUUUUCGAGAUGAAAGAAUGAUGAGAAACUUAAAGGAGUUGGCACAACGAAUAGCCAAUGGCGAUGAGAUGUAUCGGAAGAACGUACAGCAAAUCAUCCAGAGCCUGAUCCGAAAACUUGCCUCUCUUAGCCAGUAUGAAGAAGUACUUGCAAAAAUCAAUGCAACAUCCACAGAUCGACUGACAGUCCUGAAGACCAAACCUCAGUCCAUACAAAGGGACAUAAUCACUGUCUGCAAUGACCCUUACAUGUUAGCCCAGCAGCUGACUCACAUAGAGCUGGAGAGGCUCAAUUACAUUGGACCAGAAGAAUUCGUCCAGGCGUUUGUACAAAAGGAUCCCCUAGACAAUGACCAGAGCUGUUACGCUGAUCGAAAGAAGACCCGUAACCUGGAAGCCUAUGUAGAAUGGUUUAACAGACUCAGCUACUUAGUUGCUACAGAAAUCUGCAUGCCUGUGAAGAAGAAGCACAGAGCAAGAAUGAUAGAAUAUUUCAUUGACGUGGCCAGGGAGUGUUUUAACAUUGGCAACUUUAACUCCUUAAUGGCAAUUAUUUCUGGUAUGAACAUGAGUCCGGUCUCCCGGCUAAAGAAGACCUGGGCAAAAGUCAAGACUGCCAAAUUUGACAUUCUUGAGCAUCAGAUGGACCCUUCUAGCAAUUUUUACAAUUACCGAACCGCUCUGCGUGGAGCAGCUCAGAGGUCCUUGACGGCGCAUAGCAACAGAGAGAAGGUAAUCGUGAUACCUUUCUUCAGUCUCUUAAUCAAAGACAUUUACUUUCUCAACGAGGGCUGUGCCAAUCGCCUUCCAAACGGCCAUGUCAAUUUUGAAAAAUUUUGGGAGUUAGCGAAACAAGUGAGUGAGUUUAUGACAUGGAAGCAAGUGGAGUGUCCGUUUGAGAGGGAUCGGAAGAUCCUGCAGUACUUGCUCACUGUCCCAGUCUUCAGUGAAGAUGCACUUUACAUGGCUUCCUAUGAGAGCGAAGGUCCUGAGAAUCACAUUGAAAAAGACAGAUGGAAGAUGCUAAGGUCAACACUUUUAGGCAGAGUUUAACAUGUGAGAUGCCUGCUGCUCCUGCCGCUACUGUGUGAUGUGGACUAGGAAGGGACCCGGUUUGGUUUAUUUUGUGUGUGUACUGAAUGGCAUCGAAGUGAUGGGAACUGUGCAGCCAAUUGAGAAGACAUGUCAGCAAAGAUAAAAACAAGUUAACUCAAGAACAAACUGGCACCUUCUCAGAUCGGACAGAUCAGGUUAAAUCACAACUCGCUUGGCUAUUGAUUGAGGACAGGAAUGACCGAAUCCUUUGAAGAUCUCAAAAUUCCUUGUAUGAAUCAUUUCAUAACACCUGGAUGGGAUUUUUGUCUUUGUUUUGUUGGCGCUUGCUGCUACUACGACUUUCAUGGUUUGGUACUGGAUUAUAGGGCUUUCCGUUCCUCCAGCUGAAUCCCAAAUCUGCAUUAGAAGAACUUCUGCUCCCAAUAUGCUGAAUACAGCCAGGAGCUCAGCUUGCGUCAGCAUUGCCAAGAAGGGAUAGGACUGGAUUUAAAAAAAGCAAAAAACUGGCUGCUGUGGGGACUCCCCCUCCCCCAUUUUAAUGAUAGUUAUUUUUUUGUUUUGUUUUGUUUUUCCAUAAAGUUUUUGAGUUGGCUGCUGGUUGGCAAACUCGUUGUCAUUCUAAGUUAUAUUUUAAAAAAAGUAAUAAUAGAAUCAGUGCUGUGGUAGGAAAUUCAGGCACUAGAAAAAUACAGUAACUAUGUAGCUGCGACCAUCUUACAUCUUCUAGUAAGGUGUUUUGGUUUUUUCUUUCAACUGUUUACCACCUUUUUCUAGACAUUCUUAUAUUUUUACUGUAGCCUUUUGUUACUCUAAAUUUCCAUCUUGAUGACUACUUCCUGUAUUAAGUUGAGCAAUCUGAUUGCUUUUGUUUUCUUGAAUUCUACUUGUGAAACCACUGCACAGGCUGCAUUACAAAUAAUAUCAAAUUCUGUGUUAUUUAAGUUGUCGUUUUUACUUUUGCUUUUUUUUUUUUUUGGUAACAACUGGACUAUGUAAUCCAAUGUGACUGAAAUGGUAAGAUGCCAAGAAACAAAAAAGAUUGUUUUUGUUCACAGCUGUAGUCAAAGAGAAAUCUCCUUUGUGUUUGCUUCCUGGAUUAUCAUUGUUAUGACUGUGAAAUAGCUCACUUUGUUACACAUCUAAUAUGUCUGUUGUCACUCCAAAUACUUACCCACUCUAUUUAUCCUAGGAAAAAUCCUGGGGAAUAAAGAGAAACUGUAGAUUUAGUCUGCCCUGGAUGGGAAGUCACAUGCUAAACAAAGGGACAUGUAAAUACCGUGCCACUAUUUAAAAAAUGGAAAAAAAUAAAAUCAUGUAUUUAUGUUGCACUGCA